CCAGGUCUGCGCGCUAUGAAACCGAGGCAGCGUAAACAGUACUUCAGGAACAUGAAAAGAUCGGAUGACAGUGAGAGGGAAAAGAGGAGAAAGAGGCGGAGGCUUUUACAGGAACUGGGAGAGCAGAGGAUUCCUUACCUUUCUCCUGCAGACCCAGGAUUUCAGGAACUGUGGGACUCCAGUUAUGCAGGACUGGCUUUACGACAGUCUAGUGCCCUGCCAGAUGGUCUCCAUGAGAGGGUGCAGUCUGCUUUGAAAACUCUUCAGCGGCGUGGAUGUCUCCUCCGAGAUCUUGUCCGAGUCCGAGACCGGGACGUCUUCACAGCCGUUUCGCGUGCUCUCGUGGGUCAGCCGGGCUACACGUACCGUUAUCUGGACACCCGUCUGUUCACCAUCCCCUGGCACUGUGAGGGAGAAGAAGGCCAGAAAGAUGAGAAAGAGAAACCUUGCUGUGACUCUGACCUGAGGGACGCUUGCAAAGCAUUGUGGGAACUAAAUCAGUUCUUUUGCUCGGAUGUAAAGCUGCAGACAAACGCAAGAGGGGUCAAGCGUUCCCGCAGUGACACCGAAAACAGUGAAGAAACAGCGGGGGAAGGGAUGUGUGAAGAGAGUGUUAAGGACAGGUUAGUUGAGGAGAAGCAGGAGAAAGAGAAGGAGGAGGAAGAGGAAGAAGACAGCGGUCAGGGCUGCUCUCAUUCCUCACCUCCUUCAUCCGCUCCGCCACCUGAUGUGGCCGGCCUGGUUCAGUUUAACAUUACGCUCAUCAACUACAUGGACCCUACAGCCAUGACUCAGCUGAAAGAAGAGCCGUAUUAUGGAAUGGGCAAAAUGGCGGUCGGUUGGCAUCAUGACGAGAACCUGGUUCCUCUGUCACCAGUUGCUGUCUACAGCUAUAGCUGCCCAGCAGAGCCAAAGAAUGAAGGGGUGACUGAAAAAGACGGAGAGGGACAGAAUAAAGAAAAGGAAAAAGAAAAAAAAGGUGAAGGAACAAGCAAAGAAGAACUGAAGGUAGAAGGAGAAGUUUCGGAGAAGGAGGAAGUGCAAAAAGAGAAGGCGUGUUGGCGUGUUGGACUGAAGGUGGCCUGGGACAUCCACACACCAGGUCUGGCUUUGCCUCUACAGUCUGGAGACUGCUACUAUAUGACAGAUGAUCUGAAUCGGACACAUCAGCACUGUGUACUGGCUGGUGACACGGCUAGAUUCAGCUCCACUCACAGAGUCGUACAGUGUUGUACAGGAACGCUGGACUACAUACAGAAACGCAGCUCAGAGGCCUUGGAGAAUUUACACACCGACCCUGAGAAAAACACCAAGAGCCUGAAGUCCCUCCUCCCCUCCGCCCUCCAGCACAUUGAGGACAUCCACAACGAGGUGGAGUUUGAAUGGUUGAGGCAGUACUGGUUCCAGGGCCGGCGUUACGCUCGAUUCUGCAGCUGGUGGACUAAACCCAUGGAACAGAUGGAGAAAGACUGGAAGGAAAUGGAGCGAAUGACUCAGCUGCUGUUGGCCGUGGUGGAGGACGAGAACACGGCACAGGAGAACAGAAGAGAGAUGGCAGACAUUUUACUGAACGCCCUGUCGGACAGACAGCAGCACAGGCAGACAUGGAGGGACAGAUGCCAGUCAAGCCUGGCACAGACCUUGCCCCCCGAGGAAGCGCCUGUCGACCGACCCUAUUGGAGUAAUGAAGAUCCUGACAUGCCCCUCCCCUUUGACCUCUCUGAAAUCAUCAACCGUGUUGAGUCGCUUCUCUGGAGGAUGUAAGUUGUUAGUAAAGGAAUGAGAUUAAAUGGAGAGAAAGAAUGUUAUGAGGUGGAUGUUAAGAGAUAGAGGCCGGGAUGGAGAUCACAGGUGACAAAAACAAUACAACACACACCUGUUCAGUUUCUCCUUUCUGGCCCACCUUUGCCUGAAGACCAACAUUCACCGCCACACACACCACAUUAAGAUCCACUCGGAUGAAUGGACGGAUAUAAGGAUGGAUACAGUGGUGCAUACAGGGUGACAUCUGGACGGGACAUUUUAUUUCCUAUUUCCAUCAGUAUCGUUUACUAUCACUUUAACAGAGUUCGUAGUGUUACAAUGACCAUGCAUAGACACACAUCAGUAGUAGCAUAUGAUACCUAUCCAUAUAUAUACGCAUAUAUAUAUCCAUAAAUGUAUGUAUGUUUUAGUUCAGUUCUCCAUAUAUCCUCUGAAGCGCUUUUUUUUCUUUGGACAGGCAUUAUAUAGAUGUAUACAGUAUACACAGUUCACUUCUCCUGUGUGUGUGUGCGCGUGUGUGUGUGUUUGUCUGCGUGCCAUCUUUCAAGAAGGAAAGUCGGUAAAAAUAAAAUACGACAUUGUGGGGGUGUAUGACAUCAUUAACGGGUGUCAUAUGCGUGCCGUUGCCUUUCACCUGGUGUAUUGUCUAAGGAUUUAGUGUGUUUGAAUUUGCCCUAAGUGUGUUUGAAUGUUUGCGUGUGUGUCCAUCUGACUGUUUGUAGGGAGAAGGUAAAGUGAAAGUUGUUAGACUGACUUCGUCGAUGAUGUAUGUCUAUAUAGGUGCAUGUAGGUACGAGGCACGAACAUGUGUACGUAAUCUUAGACGGUUUUAUUUCUGUGUGACUGGAUGUGAAUGUGUGUGUAUGUGUACAUAAGAUGUUUCUCUCCCAAGCCGAGUAGUGUCGAUAGGUGGCUCUUCCUGAGCUCUCUCAAGAACUUGCACCCCUUGCGUCGCAUAAUUUCCGCAGCUCAUUGGCUCCUAACCUUUCAAUAACGCCUGCCUAUGUCUGAAAUGCUGCCAGUUUCAGGAGGAAUGCACUCGAACAUCUUUAAACGAUUGAAGGAUGAAGAAAAGCACUCUGAUGUCCUCUAAACUAAUGAAGGAUGAAUGAAAAAGGGAUGACUGUUGAAGUCCAGCAGCUUUCUUUUUAUUUUUAUGGUUUUCUAUGUCAUCAGUGUUAAUGUAGAAGAUCCAUAUUAUAGUAUUCAAUGAAGAUGCUUAAAUGUGUUUUAUACUUUUGAAGUUUUAGAGUUGUCAUUGGUUGCCAAAUAUUGUGUUUUUGCUGAGUAAAUGCUGUGAGGUUGGUAUAUAAAUAUAAUUAUAUAUAUCUUUCUUUCAUUGUGUUUUUUUUCUUCUCUGCUUUCUUUCUCCGAGUGCCACAAGCCCCACUGCUUUUCUGAAAGCGUUGUGUGUGCAAAGCACUAGUUAUGAUAGAAAUAAAAUACAAUGCUGGUUUAUCAAUCA
Molecule: messenger RNA, 3229 nt
Organism: Labeo rohita (rohu)
Lineage: Eukaryota; Metazoa; Chordata; Actinopteri; Cypriniformes; Cyprinidae
Gene: fto
Product: FTO alpha-ketoglutarate dependent dioxygenase
Exons: 11
Coding region: 16-1764 (582 amino acids)
Biological process (GO): DNA alkylation repair; RNA repair; regulation of multicellular organism growth
Molecular function (GO): mRNA N6-methyladenosine dioxygenase activity; ferrous iron binding; broad specificity oxidative DNA demethylase activity
Source: RefSeq, a predicted model, not a curated record